Messenger RNA from Macrobrachium nipponense, 4041 nucleotides. RefSeq lists its product as uncharacterized. The record is from RefSeq and is a predicted model, not a curated record. Gene Ontology annotation, molecular function: Glc3Man9GlcNAc2 oligosaccharide glucosidase activity. Bases 249 to 2996 code for a protein of 915 amino acids. Gene Ontology annotation, biological process: oligosaccharide metabolic process; protein N-linked glycosylation. The transcript is spliced from 19 exons. Lineage: Eukaryota; Metazoa; Arthropoda; Malacostraca; Decapoda; Palaemonidae.
UGGACUAAGAAACUCCGCAUUGAGCGUUGUUCGGAUUUUGGUCAUUUAUAGAAAAAAAAAAUCAACUCAGUUUUACAAAGGUGAUUUUGAUGUUAUAGACCAUUCAACCACUCGUAUUCUGUGGUGACGUCAGUCACAAGGUUUCGAAGGCUGUAAAAUCUUGAUUACAUCGGUUACGACAUUUUGGAGGUAAUAAAUUCUCCAGUAUUUUGGAGGCAAUAAAUUCUUCAGUAUUUUGAAGGAACGACAUGGACUCAGCUUCCUCGGGGCCUUCGAAGGAAGACGCCGAGAGCCUUCGCCUUCAGGAGGACAAAUCUCGAGCCACUAACUGGAAACGUUGGGGUCCUUAUCUGAGCGAGAGACAAUGGGGAACUGUCAGGGAAGAUUAUUCUCACGAUGGUGAUUGCUGGUCCUACCUGCCACAUGAUCACGCUCGCUCAAGGGCCUAUCGCUGGGGGGAAGACGGACUCGCUGGAAUCUGUGACAGACAAGCUCGUCUCUGCCUCAGCCUGGCUCUCUGGAAUACUAAGGAUGCCAUCCUCAAGGAAAGACUCUUUGGACUAACUGGGCCACAGGGCAAUCACGGAGAGGACGUGAAGGAACUCUACUACUACCUCGACUCGACUCCUACGCACUCCUACAUGCGUUACCUCUACAAGUAUCCUCAGCAAGCGUAUCCUUACGCAGAGCUCGAGCGCGUCAACCGAGAGAGAAAUGUUACCGAUCCCGAGUAUGAGGUUGAAGACACAGGAAUUUUCAAAAGUGGAUACUGGGAUGUAAUGGUUGAAUAUGGAAAGGCCUCAGCGAACGACUUACUGAUGGAAAUUACAGUGACGAAUCGUGGACAAAGCAAGGAAACUCUACACGUUCUGCCCACUCUAUGGUACAGAAACACCUGGGUAUGGGGUUGCUCCCACGAAGGGUGCGGUAUGAAGCCCAAACUACAGCAAAUGGAACGAGAAAAAGAUGCUGACAAGAAUCAUCAGCGUCUGGUUCGAGGAAGCCACGAAUCCUUGGGAGAGUCGAUGUGGGCGGUUGAUAAUAGCAAUUACGAAGUUCAACUUCUCUUCACAGAGAAUGAAACAAACUCGAAAAAAAUUUUUGGUACUGACAAUUACACACCUUAUGUUAAAGAUGCCUUCCAUAGAUAUAUUGUAGAUGGAGAGGAAUCAGCAGUCAAUCCAAACCGACGAGGGACGAAAGUCUGCGCGAAUUUCAUCGUGACCUUAGACGAAGGGGAAUCCCAGACACUGAGAACUCGUCUGUGGCUGGUUGAUGCUUUACAGCCUUCAAAGUCUGAAUUUUUCGGCCAAUCUUUUUCUACAAUUAUGGCUGCCAGAAGGGAGGAAGCGGAUAUUUUCUACAGCAGGGUCCUGAGCCCACGUCUCUCGGCCGAGGAAAAACUGGUCUCAAGACAGGCUCUAGCUGGUCUUCUUUGGACAAAACAGUUUUACCAUUACAUCGUCAAGAAUUGGUUGGAGGGCGACAGGGAUCAGCCGCCGCCCCCCGAAUCCCGUCGAAAGGGACGGAACAGCGAAUGGCAACAUCUGUUCAACCGAGAUGUCAUCUCCAUGCCUGAUAAGUGGGAGUAUCCUUGGUACGCCUCCUGGGACUUGGCCUUCCACACUGUUGCCCUCGCCCUCGUGGAUCCAGAGUUCGCCAAGGACCAGCUUCUGCUGUUCCUGAGGGAGUGGUACAUGCAUCCUAAUGGACAAAUUCCAGCUUAUGAAUUCGCCCUGGGGGAUGUCAAUCCCCCAGUGCACGCGUGGGCGGUCAUGAAUGUGUAUAGAGGACAUGCCAAACAGAAUUCGCCCGAUUUCAGCUUCCUCGCCAGAUGCUUUCAGAAAUUGUCGCUCAACUUCACUUGGUGGGUGAACAGGAAGGACCCAAUUGGACGGAAUCUUUUCGGAGGAGGAUUUCUGGGGCUCGACAACAUUGGAGUAUUUGACAGAUCACGACCCCUACCUGUCGCGGGUCAACUUGAACAGGCCGACGGCACAGCCUGGAUGGCGUUUUUCUGCGUCACGAUGUUGGACAUGGCCCUGACGUUAGCCGAACAUGACCCCGUUUACGAAGACAUGGCGUCUAAAUACUUCGAGCAUUUCAUCCUCAUCGUGGACGCCAUCAAUUCCUCGGGGCAAGGGCACGGCCUGUGGGACGAGGAGGACGGCUUCUACUACGACUUCAUCAGAAGGGACGACGGAGUCUCCAUGCCCUUGAGAAUUCGGUCCCUGGUUGGUCUCACGCCUCUUUUCGCAGUGUUGGUGUUAGUACGCGACGAGAUGCGGCCUUUGGCAGGCUUCUACAAAAGAGCCAGUUGGUUCAUUGAGAACAGACCGGAUCUGGCAGCCAGGGUGGCUUUUCUGACGCAGGAGAACUCUUCGGCGAAGGACAGAAUGUUAUUGUCGGUUCCUACCAAGGAGCAACUGCUUCGUCUUUUGGGAUACCUGCUCGACGAAGAGGAGUUCCUAUCUCCCUACGGCAUCAGGUCCCUCUCCAAAGUACACGAGCAUUCUCCCUUCGUACUGAGAGUUGGAGACGAGCAUCACGAAGUGUCUUAUGUCCCAGGGGAGUCCACCACCCACCUUUUUGGUGGCAACUCCAACUGGAGAGGACCCAUCUGGCUUCCUAUGAACUUCCUCAUCAUCACAUCCCUUAAGAGAUAUCAUUUCUUCUAUGGGGAUGAUCUGAAGGUGGAAUGCCCUAAGGGUUCAGGUGAUUUCUUGACUCUGGAACAAGUUGCCGUGUUCCUCGCCAGGAGAGUAGCCAACCUCUUUUUACUUGGAGAAAAUGGAUGUCGCCCGUGUCAUGGUGAGAAUUGGCAAUACCGUGACGACCCAACCUGGCGCGAUUUGAUUUUGUUUUACGAAUUCUUCCACGGGGAGACUGGAAGAGGUUGCGGGGCCUCCCAUCAAUCUGGCUGGACGUCGCUGGUCGCAAAUUGCCUCAACAUCACCCUGGGUUACUCUCAAGCUGGUCUGACCAGCAACGAUUAAACGUGGGUUUGUUUAUCCAGUAAGGAAUCUAAGGCCCUCACUGCGCGCGACGUAUGCGCAAUGUAGGUUUUACUAAAGGAUAUUUGCAUGGUCCCUUCGGCCCUGAGUUUCAUCCACUUUUAAGCUUUUUACUUUACUUCCAUUCCCUAUUCCUUUCUUCCGUGUUGUUGUUCAACCACUCCAACUCUUAAGCACUGAAUGGCUGAAAGCGUCCCAGUCUUGGCUAUGUAGCUAAUUUUCAUAAGUCAACCUAAUUUUCAUAUUUUUUUGUGAUUCUUUUGUCAAAUGAAAAAAAAUAAAUGUUUUAUUUUGGGAAUGUGUAUUUUUAUGUAAAUAGAACCAAAGAGGCUUUAAACGAUUAAGUUAUCAUUAGGAGAAUGAGGCUUUAAACUAUUAUUUACCAAUAGGAGAAUGAGGCUAUUAAAGAUUAUUUAUCAAUAGGAGAAUGAGGCUAUAAACGAUUAUUUAUCAAUAAGAGACUGAGGCUUUAAACGAUUAUUCCUCAUUAGGAGAAUGAGGCAUUAAACAAUUAUUUAUUACGAGAAUGAGGCUUUAAACGAUUAUUAUCAUUAGGAGAAUAAUAACUGAUGGAAUUUUUUUUAGGGGCAGAGAGAAGACAAAACAUAUUUUAACACAAAAGGAAAAUGAAAAAUGCGUCUCUGGUAUUAAGGAUGGUAAACAUUGAAAAAUAUUUCUGUACUUUCUUACUCCAUUAAUUUUAAUGCAAUUCACCUUAUUCUCCGGAAGAAAAUCUAAACUAUUUAUAAAAUAAGCUGUCAGCUGAAUUGGUCAGAAAAAGUUCUUGCCUUUACCAUGGCAAGUUAUUGUAGUAAGUUAUUCUUUACAGCAGUAAAGUCUAUAUAAAAACUUUAUAACUUCAUUUCUUUGGAACGUAUUUUCAUGUUAAAAUGAUGAAAAAUGUGCCUUACUGUUUGCUAUUCCUUCACCACAGGGAAAUUAAUCUCGAGUACAGUCUGUGUAAUGUGGUAACCCUUUAUAAUUUAUUAAAAAUGAGCUCGCUGUUAUAUUUUAGAACAUUGUCAUA